This is a messenger RNA of Leptomonas pyrrhocoris, 1809 nucleotides long. RefSeq lists its product as hypothetical. Gene Ontology annotation, cellular component: spliceosomal complex. The record is from RefSeq and is a predicted model, not a curated record. NCBI's taxonomy places the organism in Eukaryota, Euglenozoa, Kinetoplastea, Trypanosomatida, Trypanosomatidae. Bases 157 to 1809 code for a protein of 550 amino acids. Gene Ontology annotation, biological process: mRNA splicing, via spliceosome. The transcript has a single exon.
AGCACCGCCCAAUCCACGACCAUCAGCACUUUUGGCCAAGUAAAAGGUGUGACGCACCGCCUUACAUCUCCUCAUAUUAUUAUUAUUAUUAUUUGAACUGAAGGGAAGACACGCUUUCCCUUCUACUUCAGCCACAUAAAGAAGAAAAGAGAAAAGAUGCAGUACUACGACGGUGGCGCCUUCGCCGACUGCCCGUAUAUCCAAUACCCACACGGUAUGGGCAAGCAGCGGGCACCAGCCACGGUACUAGCCGCAGCGGCGGCAGCAGUGGCAGCAGCGGCUUCAACGACAGCGGGCAUCUCCUCUUCCUCUCCCUCUUCCGCUGUCACGUCUUCGUUUCCCGUAUCCUCCAGUUCCAACCCGCCUCCCUCACGCGCCGUCGCUCUCGUGUCACCGUCCUCGCCAGCACAGCCUUCACACAUCACGCGCAGGCAGGGCGAAACAGCCGAGGAGACGACCGCGCGCACGGCACACAGCAUUCAGGCGUCGCUGCACGCCGCACAGCAAACAACGGAGGUCUUCGAUGGCCGCAGUCUCGCCAUGCAGAGUCGUCAGCGAUCCGCCGCAGCUGCACAGAAGUCGAGCACGGCAAGCAACGCGCUCACCAUUGUCGUGAGCGACACCGCGGCUGCACCGGGCUCUCGCGAGAGCGACCCCGGCCCGAUCGUGCGCUCGCCGACAAAGGAAAAGAAGAGCGCCUUCACCGAUGCGCUGCUGCUCCGCCCGGGUGGCGGCAACUCGACAACGAAAGAUGGCAGUGGGACGUUCAGUGGGGCUGGUGCGUCCUCGACGGCGAUGACAGUCGGUGACCGGAGCAGCAGCGGUAGUGCCAACUCCAGCGCCGGUAGCGCGGCGAGCACCCGCAAGGUCGUCGUCCCCUUCUGUGUGAGCAGCUGGCAGAAUCGAAAGAAAUUGAUCGUGCCGGUGGAGCAGCGCCUCGCGCAGCAGCACGACGACCGCCUCGACGCGGACGCCGGCAUGGGCGACGCCAUUGUGGACCUGGCCAUGGCCAUGCAGCAGGCCUCGAAGGAGGUCGCGGCGGAGAUGGCCGCUAAGGAGAAGGCGAGGGCCGAGGAAGAAGAACGACGGCAGGCGGCGCUGGAGGCGGCGGAGGCGGAGAAGGCGCGUCAGCUGCUGGAGCAGAAGGCCGCGGAGUUGGCCGCCAACGCGCAGCGGCGCGAGACUCGAGAGCAGCGGCUGGAGCGCAUCCGGCUCGAGCGGGAGCUGCGCGAGCAGGAGAAGUUGGCGAAGCAGGCGCAACGUCUGCGGGAGCGGGCGGCGGCGCGGCUGAACAUUACAGUGGAGGAUUUGGAAUCGGAUGAGCUUCUCUUGAAGACGGUGGAGCAGGCGUCUGCACACCUCAGUGUGUCAUCCACCGCGCCAGCGACGGGGCUCGCGCCGAGACGGACAGACGGGUCGAACCAACCGUUGAAGUUGGAGCCACAACAGUCGUCGUCUCUGCCAGGCGCACCCGGUCAAGCCGCGAUGGGGAACGACAGCCGCAACAACGACGAUGCAGACGAAGACGACGGGGCGACCGGAGGCCGUCGCCGGCCUGCCGUGCGGGGUGGCAUCUUUGCGAGCGCCGUCAUCAGCAACGAGGGCAUUCAACGCGAAAUGGAGGCGCUGGCGGCGGUAGAGGCACAAGAUCGGCAAGAGCAGCAGCAGGCGACGUCAACGAUGAAGGCGCCUGCACACGACGGUAUUCGACUGCGUGAGGAGGGCGAAAACAGCGCCGACGACGAUGAGGGGGAGGAGGAUGGCGACUUCCAGCUGCACAACUUUGUGCCGAGGAAGCGACGACUGUAA